CUCCUCCUCCUCCUCCUCCGUCCUCUACUGCUCCCCACAAUGCUCCGAGGCCGACUCCGAUCUCCACCUCUCCAGCGCCGAGCACCACCUCCUCUGCUGCCACUUCCACGGCGGCAGCGACACCUCCGACCUCCACGCCGCCCUCCGCCUCAUCCGCCACUUCGAGCUCCUCAACCUCAUUUCCCCCCAAAACUACCAGUUUGAGAGAAUUGGCGGUUUGAUGAGCAAUCGCGAUAAAUUGAUGUCUUCCCUGAACGAAGAAGAAGAAGAAGAAGACGGCGACGUUUUGGCGAGAAUUAGGGAUGGCGCGAAGGCCAUGGCGAUGGCGAGAAGGAUGCGAGACGGCUUGGCUUUAGAAUGCUCGGGGUUAGGGGAGUGUGUAUUGGAAGAGGUGGUGUUGUGUGUGGUGCUAACGAACGCCGUGGAGGUUCAGAUUAGCGGAGGAGGUCCCGCCGUUGGGAUUGCUGUGUACGAUACGACAUUUUCGUGGAUCAAUCACAGCUGCUCCCCCAAUGCUUGUUCCUGGUUUUCGCUGCAGCAUGAGUGUUCCGGUGGCGAGUCGCGGUCGGGCAUUGUUCCUGCCAGCAGUGAUGGAAUUGAAGGAAUGGGAAAUGGUAACAAAUGUGAAUCAACAAAAGUGAGAGCUAAGGAAUAUGGUCCCAGAAUAAUUGUUGGAAGUAUCAAGGCCAUUAACAAGGGUGAGGAGGUAUUUUGGUCUUCUCCCUAUUAAAUUUCAUACAAAUGU
Camellia sinensis is the source of this 745-nucleotide messenger RNA. Lineage: Eukaryota; Viridiplantae; Streptophyta; Magnoliopsida; Ericales; Theaceae. The record is from RefSeq and is a predicted model, not a curated record.